UAUGGAUUGGUUCUUCUUUUUCAAACUAUCUGAUGCUUCAAAAACAGUCAAGUUGAAAACAAUAAGGCUUCUGUCAGUAAAAUAACUGACAGAUUCGAAAAAAUCUUAGCAAAAAAACUAAAUUCACAGUUUUAUUUCAAACCAAUUUAAAAGGUGCAAUAAAUAAAAAGUGUUAAAAAAAUUACUUGUGUUCAAAAGGAUAUAGUUCAAAAUAUAAAAUCCCAAGCUACAAAAUAAGCCAAAAAAGAAUCAAAAGUAAAAAAUGCAAGACGACAAAACAAAUGAUGAUAAAUAAGAAGAAAUGAAAGAGAGUAAAGCUAUUUAUGUGACUAAACGUGAUAUAAAACUUGAAUUAAAUAGAGAAUAUAGAUUUUGCGCCAACAACAACGCAAAAGACAGGGAUUUUUCGCCCGUGUCUACAAGAUGUGAACAGAAAACUCAUGAAGUGGGUUGCCAAUAUAAUUCUAAGCGGGAUAACGUGAUAUGCACAUGUAAAAACCUUGGUAUACUUAAAAAGAGACAAGAAGUCCGAUACUUUGGAUUGCCAAAUCAAACGUACGCUUACCAAGGUUCUAAGAGUUAUACUGAGAUAGGGGUGGGCAGCGUGAAGGCGCUACAAAGAAAGAAAGUUAAGAAAAUCUAUUUGCCUGAAACUGACGACAUUGGUGUUGGCAGUUCUGACCUUUGUUCGUUUUUGUUACGAAGAAAUAGACAACGCAGUCAAAAUUGUUAUUAUGAAAGUAAAAGAACAUCGUCAAAGUGUGUGGGCGGUUUUAUAGACUUUAAGACUAAUAGUGUCUUGAGCGAGAAGUUGUCCCCUAUAGUGCAGACUAUAUCGGGAGCCACUAGCCCCAGACAUUCGAGAUUCAACAGGAACAUUGAAAUAGGAAGCAACACUGUCGUUAAAAGUCUAACAAACACAACAACACAAGUCGAAGAAACUAUAGAAAAGGAUACUGAAACAAAACCUGAAAACAACAUUGAAGAUAUAUUACAAUCCAUAAUUUUUCAGGAAGAACCAGAGGACAUGCAAAAUAAAAAAGUGGAUUCAUACAAACCUAUGGAAAGGAACGAAUUGCCCCCAAAUCAAGUAUAUUCUUCAGAUUCUUUAGAACAACAUGUACAUGACCUUGAAAAUCCAAGUGAUGAUAAACUGAGCCGUUUCUCCGUAGAUACUGAGGACCCUAUGGAGAACAAGCUCGAGAGAGAAUACAGGAGAAUAUUUGCAGCCAAAUCUAAGUCUAGAGAUACUAAACCAACUGCUGAGGGACCCGUUCCAGAUUUUAAAAGCGCUUCAACCACAUUAAGACAAAGAUUCGAAGCUCUGAGGCGAGGUUUGACGAAGAAGGAAGAUUCUAAGAAGAAUUCUAUUAUUGUGAAUAAAGUGCCUAGCCAAAAUAGUGCAGCGAGCCAUAAGGAUGUGUCAAUAAAUUCAGAUCCACCAUCUCUAGAAGGAAGAUCGUAUUCAAAUACGAGAACGUAUACCCCAGUAUCUCCAUCAUGUAGUCGAGAAAAACCUGUCUUCCAUCCCAGGACUUCACAUUAUAGAAGAUCAGUUACUGGCCCCAAAAAGGAGAGAGGUAGUGAUCAGUGGUCAUUAAGACCGGAUGACGAUGACAGCGAAUGCCAAGGUGUGAAAGGCAUGUUCAAAAUAUGGGGCAAAAAAUUCAACUUGGAAGAAGAGCAUUACAAGAGACCAUGCACUCCCAUACCAUCUUUUAACACCCCAAAGAAACCCACAGGAACAACAAAGAAGAUUCAAGAAUCUAAAGGAGACAUGAAAGCAGAUGCCCCUAAAAAAAAUGCGGCAGAGAAGAAAGAGGGCCGAAAGUUCUUCUUCUUUAAAAAGAAAAAUAAAGACAAGUCUCAAAAAACGAAGAAAGGCCUUACUACUGGUCGUUGUGAGGUAAGAGAAGGCUUGGUGAUUAAGAUAGCUGGCAACAAUCUUGUUCGAGAGGACGCUGCGGAUAAACCAGAAAAAGUAGAGGAACCAGCACCCGCACCUGAAGCUUACGAGGAAAUGGCGAGAAGAGCAUGGCUUAAGAAAUUCCUUUCGAGUAAUAUUGAGUCACGGAAUAGUGUCAAAGUACGUUGGAAUAACAAAACCUACCGCCGAAGCAGUAGUACGGUCUUUGAAUUGAUGGAUAAUGUUUACAAAGACACUGGAGUCGUUUUUAGAUCAAAAAGCCAAGUGAACGCUGAGCCAUCAUACAAGUCUUAUACAAAACAACAUGUAAACUUUGUCCAACAAAACAUUGAAGCUUGGAUGAUACCAAAAACUGUAACUGAUAAGCCAAAGCUUAUUUUAGGCAAAUCGAAGUGUAAAUCAAACGAAGAUAGAAACGAUAAUAUGGAAGUUAGAAUUUCAGAUCAAAAAUGGUUCAUCGACAAAUCUAAAGCAUUUUCCCAUAAAAUAGAAGUGGUUUUACAUUCGAAAAAUUUUAGAAAACUUAAUAGGGCGGAAAGUUCUGAUUAUUUAAGGAUUGAUAUUCCUAAAGGUUUCUUUGUCGAUUCUAGUAGUGAUGAACAUAACAGACAUCCUACUAACCAAUCUAGCGAUGAGGAAGUGUAUAAAAUUGUUGAAUAUGAAACUGCAAGUGACUUGAAAAAGCAGAAAGCUCGUUCUUUCGACACAGGAGAUUAUGUACAAAAUAAUAUAAAAGUAACCGUUAGCGUGCAAGGAAGUAAAGAUGGUGCUUUGAAGAUUUUGGAUCCUGAAAAGCCGCCGGUAAGCAGAGAUGUGGUGAUACAAGGCAGCAAUGUGUAUAUACCGAAGAGAUGCGACGUGAUUGGUGUAGGAAUCAUCACGCAGAGGGAAAUGAGAGAAAUACGCAAGCCAAUCUUGAAAAUCGCAGAUGACUAUACCGACGAAGAUUCAGAACAUAACGUUCUCAAACCACAACAGAAGAAAUGCGAGUUUGCCGAGAGUUACCUACAAGAGUAUUACCGUAACUGGACUCCUCUGGGCUUGGAUUUGUACUCGUGGUGUGUCAGUGACUCCCAUUUGAGGUGCUGCUCAGAAAGCUCAAAGACGAGCUUCAAUAACCAAGGCGUAGGAACUAAAUCUUGUCCUAACAUUUAUGACGACUUUCAAACAUCUACCAUCAUUUCAUCUUGUGGAGCUUCGUCUUGUAGCCAAUGCCACAAUCACGAGGGAGAUGAUAAGCCCCCUGAUAAAUUUUCAUGGUUCGGAAAAUUGUUAAAAAAAUCUGCUAAUAAUAAUAAUAAAAAGGUCACUAGUCAAAACGUACACAAUAGUAAAAAGGUUACAAGUCGAGACGUACAAAAUAAUAAAAAAGAGGAGUCGUUACCACCGUGUAGAAGAGACAUCAUCCGAACAGUAUUGCCCAAAGACUCAGUCGAAGUUUUUAAAAGGAGGAAGAUAUAUGCUAACAGCAAUAAAUCCAAAUGGACUGGACCUUGUCCAGAAAUCUGUCUACCGUACUCAACGCCAAGUAAUGAGAGCAAAAGUGCUCAGAACACUUUAAGUGAAUGCCCGAAGCUGAUGAAGCCUUGUUGUAAGGUAACUGAGCCUAAACCGAGACCAAAGUCAUGCAAGAAGCAUGUUUCCCUCCCUGACUGUGAUGCGAUGAAUGAAUUGUUAGCAAAGCAGCUUGCAGAGAUGCCAGAAGGCAUUCUAGCGUUCAAAAGCGGUACGGCUCCUUGUCCCAAGCAUGCGAAAGUGAAUCUAGACCCUCCUUGCGAGAUACCGCGACAACCGUGCAGAGAUGAUUGUGAGAUGAUGGACAAUCCUCCAUGCGCAAAUUCGACCGUACCCUGUGAUGAUACACCACCGUGUCCUGCCGCUGGCCCACCGUCGUGUCCUGCAUCCCGCCCACCACCGUGUCCUAGCAAAAAAUCGUGCCCUACAUCUCUUCCACCACCAUGUCCUGGAGACAGCUCACCGCCGUGUCCUGGCUCACCGCCGUGUCUUGGAUCUCGCCUAUCGUCAUGUCCUGCAUCUUGCCCACCGUCCUGUCCUGCAUCUCGCCCACCGUCCUGUCCUACAUCUCGUCCACCAUCCUGUCCUGCAUCUCGACCACCAUCCUGUCCUCCAUCUCGCCCACCGUCGUGUCCUCCAUCUCGCCCACCGUCGUGUCCACCCACCCCUCCGCUUUGCAUUAAAGUCUCUUCGUGCCCAACGACUCCUCCUUUUAACAGAUCUCACCAAUCUCCCCCAAAAUAUUGCAGGAAACCGACAACUUGUCCCCCAAAGCCACCUCCACCUUGUUUUACGAUGUCCCCACCAUGCCCUCCAGCCCCUCAACCUUGUAGGCAACAACCCCAACUAGGUCCCCCAAAGCCACCGCCUAGUCCCCCAAGACAACCGUAUUGUCCCCCAAAGCCUUGCAAAGAAUCACAACCUUAUGAACCACCGCCACCGCCUAGUCCCCCAAGGCAACCGUAUUGUCCCCCAAAGCCUUGCAAAGAAUCACAACCUUAUGUCCCACCGCCACCGCCUGAUCCCCAAGGCAACCGUAUUCCUUGCAAACAAUCACAACCUUAUGUCCCACCGGCACCGCCUAGUCCCCCAAGGCAACCGUAUUGUCCCCCAAAGCCUUGCAAACAAUCACAACCUUAUGCCCCACCGCCGCCGCCUAGUCCCCCAAGGCAACCGUAUUGUCCCCCAAAGCCUUGCAAACAAUCACAACCUUAUCGCCAAUCACCACCGCCUAGUCCCCCAAGGCAACCGUAUUGCCCCCCAAAGCCUUGCGAAGAAUCACAACCUUACCAAGAAUCGCCACCGCCUAGUCCCCCAAGGCAACAGUAUUGUCCCCCAAAGCCUUGCAAACGACCACAACCUUAUCCACAAUCGCCACCGUCUUGUCCCCUAACGCCACCGUCUUGUACUUCGACGAUGUCUUGUCCUUUUUCUCCUCCAACAUAUGAGGAACCUCCCCAAUAUGCUCAAAAACCUUGCAAGAAACCGCAACAGUCUUAUCCCUCAACACCGCCAUCUUGUCCGUCGACAGUGUCUUGCCCUGCUUCUCCUUCUUCGCCUCCAACAUAUAAGAAGAGUCCUCCAUAUCCCCCAAAACCUCACAAGAGACAGCCACCUCGUUCCUCAUCGCCGCCGUCUUAUCCCUCAACGGCACCAUCUUGUCCCUCGCUGCCACCGUCCCGGCCCCCGACUCCUCCAAAUCGUAGGAGGACUCCGUUACCGCGUCCAUCACCACCUCCACAACGUCGACAAUCUCCCCCUAGAUAUCAGAAUUCACCGCAACCAUCAUGUCCACCGAACCCUCCAUGUAAAACAAGAGGAGGUUAUCCACAAUCCCCGCCUGUCGGCUACAACCAGCCUUCCCCUUGUUAUUCAUGUACGUCACCCCUGUCGUGUCUGAAGAAGACAAGCCGCCCUUCAACGCCUACCCAGUGUAAGAAGCAUUCCUGCCAGCCGUCAACGCCUCCACCGUGUAAGAAAAAACCAAGCUGUCCAUCAGCUCGUCCGCUAUGUAAAAAACCUGCGAGUUCGUCACCUCCUCCGUCAUGUAAGAAACCUCCAUGUUGUUCAACUCCUCCUCCUUCAUGUAAAAAACCUCCAAGUUGCCCAACUCCUCCCCCAUGCAAAAAACCUUCAAAAUGUCCCCCAACUCCACCUCCAUGCAAGAAACCCCCAACUCCCCUCCGUGCAAAACCCCAACUCCCUCCGUGCAAAAAACCCCCAACACCCCCUCCGUGCAAAAAACCACCAAAAUGUCCAACACCUCCUCCUCCAUCCUCCCAGUUGUCCCCCAAGUCCUCCUCCGUGAAGCCCCCACUUGUCCCCCGAGUCCUCCUCCGUGUAAGAAGCCCCCACUUGUCCCCGAGCCCUCCUCCGUGUAAGAAGCCAUCAUGUCCCCACGAUCCUCCGUGCAAAAAGAAGCCACCCUGUCCUGGUUCUCCUCCACCAUGUCCGUCGCCUCCGCGCGAUAAAAAACCACCGCCGCCAUGCCCACCCACUCCGCCUGUCUCCCAAAAACUGCCCCGAUCACCCCCAUCAUGUCCACAAAUCUGUCUCGACUCGUGCCCUCCUUCAACGCCGAAGUGUCCUGUCUCACCCACUCCAUGUCCCUACGUUCAACCAUGUCCUUGCACUCCGUCGGUGUGUUCGCAGCCGCCACCAACUGCUGCCAACCCCAUACCUUGUCCUCAUGCCCCACUUCAUUCCCACACCGCACCCUGUCCCCACGCUCCGCGGUGUCCCUUCGCGCCACCAUGUGACUACUCACUACCAUGUCCCCACGCCCCGCCGUGUCCUCAACCUCCACCGUGUUACCCUCCCCCGCCUUGUACCCCGCCCCCGGAUCCUGCUCCUCCUAAGUGUCCUCACACCCCACCGUGUCCAAAAGCCCAACCAUGUCCCGGCACGCCGCCGUGUCCCAAAUGCCCACCACGUCCUCAAACUCCGCCAUGUCCUCAAACUCCGCCAUGUCCUCCUCCACCGUGUCCCCCCACGCCGCCGUGUCAGAAAUGCCCAACUUGUCCUCACACGCCACCGUGUCCAAAAUGCCCAACUUGUCCCCAUGUACCACCGUGUCCAAAGUGUCCCCACUCGCCACCAUGUCCGAAAUGCCCAACGUGUCCUCAACCGCCACCGUGUCCUCACACCCCACCUUGUCCAAACUGCCCAACUUGUCCCCAUGUACCACCGCCUCCAAAAUGCCCAAUAUGUUCAAACACGCCGCCAUGUCCAAACACGCCACCUUGUCCAAAAUGCCCAACGUGUCCUAACCCGCCACCGUGUCCAAAAUGCCCGCCGUGUCCCCACACGCCACCGUGUCCAUAUUGCCAAACGCCACCAUGUCCGAAAUGCCCAAAGUGUCCUCAUACGCCACCGUGUCCAAAAUGUGCAACAGCUAACACGCCACCGUGUCCAAAAUGCGCAACAGCUAACACGCCACCGUGUCCAAAAUGCGCAACAGCUAACACGCCACCGUGUCCCAAAUGCCAAAAGAUGCCCAAAUCCCCACCAUGUACUAAAACCCCGCCAUGUCCUGCGAUGUCACCGUCCGCCCCACCCUGUCAGCGGCCACCGGCCUGUCCCCACACACCACCGUGCACGACACUGCAGUUAUCCUCAUCACCACCGAGCGAUGGUCCUGAUGAUAAAUCCCCUUUUGCGUCCCCAUCCUGUCCAGCAUCACGUCCGUCAUGUUUUUCUGUAAGCUCACAAUGUCCCGAACCACCACCACCCUGUAAAAAAACGUCAAGUGGUUUGGGCAAAAAGAUAUCUCCGUUCUUCAAAAGGAAGACAAGUAAAGGUUCAGGUCAUCGCAAACAUAAAGGAACUAAGGACUGUCAAAAUACAUGUCAGCAUUCGCCAUGCAACACAUGUGUACCAUCCCCUUGCAGAAACUAUUCAGCUACGUCAUGUUCGUUUGGCUCCAUCUCUAGGUCACCUGAAGCACCAUUCGUUUAUUCUCCUAUUCAUCCAUGUCCCAUUGAACCUGAAAAACCAAAGAAGGCACCACUGCCAUGCGAUUCAUCUCCUUGCAAUAAGAGACAUUCUAAAAAUAAAUCCCGUUCACGUGACGAAUAUAAGAAUCCCAACUCAAUUAAAUCGGGACGACGAACCGGUGAAAAUCAGCAAUGCGAUGAUUUUCCCUGGCCUACAAAAAAUCAGAUUUCUAAUCAGUCGUCAAUCACAUCUCUAUUCCGUACCAAGAAUGAACCCGCAGAAACAUUAGUUUACGGGCAAUGUAAGAAAGACUGCCCAAUGAUGCCUCGAUUGUCUUGCAACACGAUACUUUCACCUGAAAAGGAAUGCACUCAGCAAACCUGUCCAAAUAAACCGGGAUCACCACCAAUGUUGCCUAGAUUGUCUUGUAGCACGAUACCUUCACCUAAACAGGAAUGCAAGAAAAGCUGUCCAAAUAAACAGGGAUCACUAUGUCCUCCUUCUAUACCGGAAAUGCAGUGCCCCCAGCCCAGGCCACCACCAGCACCCACAGUACUUCAAAAACCACACACGUUGGGACCUGAAAAUCCUAGAUGCAGAUCUAGAAUAGGUGGCCUGUCUCUUAAAAUGAUGCCCUAUAGAAAACCAACAUGUUCCAAAGAUUGCCCAGCUUGGCAAAGUACACCCGGUGAUGACGGCUGUAUUAGUCUCAAUUCCGAAGAAAAAAUAACGAUUAGAUUAAAGAAAGAAAAUCCUAGCACAAUUGAGCUUAGAGAAGGUAUGAAUAUAAAAGUGCAAGACGAAGACGGAAUGACCUUAUUUGAGAGAAAAGAUUACAGGCUACAGCAUGCCGAUUGCACUAUUCAGCGGCCGUCGUUACUAGGUGAAAUGUUCAAGGCUUCAGAAGUACGAAGACUAACUACUAACAACUCUGUGCAAGCUUUUGUGGCUGAUAACAACUCUUUAAAAGGAAUGACAGAAAUUAAAAGCGAAUCUAGUAUUGCGAACCUUAUAGAAAUUCAGUUCAAAUUAAAAGUCACACAAGGUGAGAAAACCACCGAAAUCAAUAUAGCGAAUGAUGGUGACAGGGAAAACGAAAUAGAAGACAACAUAGAGCGUAGCGAAGGCAUCAAACAAAUGCCCCAAGAAGUUUUCGUUAUGAAUAACGAGGGCGAAAGAAUUGCAGACCAUUCAGACCGAAAGAACGAUCUGAAUAUACGUAUCGUGAUAAAGAACUUCAAACCUAAAAAUGAAAAGAAAUCCGGAAGCUCAAAGAACGGUGAUUACAGUAAAGACUUUUCUGAAAAGAUCUCUGCCAAAUUCCAUAGCGUGUCAACUGGCUACAGUGACGAAUUGCAUGAUGAUAACGUUUUCUCAGUGCACAGAGCUACUAUCGAUCUUACGUCAUCAGUAGAUAAUAAGUCCAGGACGUACAGUGAAGAAAUAAUGAGUGAAACGUUGAUAGGGCUUGGGAGGGGACCUGCUACGGGAUCUUCGGAACAAUCCGUUUGUAGAUGUGUCACGGACAUGUCUGAAGGGAAAAGCGAAGAUAUGGAAGCUAAAUCAACAAGUCAAAAGUAUAGUACGACUAAAGAUAUUCAAGAGACCCUAGAUGAAACUGAUACAGAAAAAUUAACUGAUCACAAAUACGAAUAUACAGAGGAAACAGAUACUGAGAAACAAAUAAAAUAUGACACCGAAGAAACUGACACGGAAAAACAAGUUGAACCAAAAUACGAUAAUUUUAUGUCUACAGACACAGAUGAACCCAACGCAUUGUCAGGAAAAAAGAAGAGUAUAGAGGUGAUCGUUAAACCUCACACUAAAGAAGAAAAGAAGGAAAUGUUGAAACAGGUGUUUGAGAAAGCUCAAGAAACAACAGCCAAAACUAAAACCCGAAUGAGGAAGCUGCGGGAUAUGCUGAGAGUCAUUCUGACGUCAGAUAGCAGUGAUCACGAAGAAGCAAACCGACCAACGAAUGAUGUAUCAAAUGAUGUAGCUUAUGCGGCGUUAAAACCAAAUUAUUAUACUGACAGCAUGAACAAUUAUUACAGAGAGAGCCAUGAAGCAUUAACAGACGAAGAAAUAAACAAACAAGUUGUUUAUCCGACUAUAGAAAAUAGCGAUUGCACUGACAGUAACCACAGCGAUGAAUUAUCAUCUGACAAUGAAGAACAUCCAGAAGGUGGCUGCAUGUGUUGUACAGUGGCUGCUAGAUUAAAACUAGCUUCUAGGAUAGAAGGGGAAGGUUGCUGCUGUGCAAAGCCCCCAGCUAAGAAAAGCGAAGAAGUUACUUGCAAUCUUAAAAAGGAGUCGGAUUACUGCCCAUGUGAUAUGACACCCGACUACGUGGACGCCGAAACGCAAAAGUCACAGUUAUUGACAAACAAGAUGAAUAAUGCUGAUUUGUCAGCACACAAGAAUGUGAAGACUAGCACUACAGCUAGUAUUUCCAUGAAAGAAGAUGUCAAAUCAAAUUCUGGAGUUGUAAAUGUGAACGAAAGACAGCUUAGUUCUAGGAAUACGUUGUCGCGUCGUAUGGUUCAUGUUAAAGAAUGUGUUACAAGAAAAAUGACCAGGAACACGACGCUAAGUAUAUCGGAUGAAGAUAAAAUCGUAUUAGUUAGUGAUAAUUCCACCAAGUUUAAUGAUAGUUAUAGAUUAAAAGAUAAAACUGCUACGGACACGACGCAAGAGCCGCAAGGGCUUUCAAUAAUUCAUGCUUCGGACAUACUACAGUCUUACGAAACGAAGAAAGCAGUUUUAGAGAUUUAUACAGAAAAGACAGUUUCGGAUGACGGAGAAAGAUUGGUAGCGAAAUUACCGAAAUUCGUGUACGACAGAGAGAAUGAAAUUCAAACGAAUUAUGAGGCGAUGGCGUCGAAUACUUAUAAAACUGUGUGUAAAAGGAAUAUUGUAAUGAUGGCUAUUAAUAGAUAGUAGCAAAUCUAGAGGGUUUUAUUUGUCUUUAACGGAAAUCUGUGUCGACUGUUUAGGUUUUUUUUUUAUUAUUAUUUGUUUUUAUAAAUAUACGGUAUUUGUU
Messenger RNA from Helicoverpa armigera (cotton bollworm), 10421 nucleotides. RefSeq lists its product as uncharacterized. NCBI's taxonomy places the organism in Eukaryota, Metazoa, Arthropoda, Insecta, Lepidoptera, Noctuidae. The transcript has 6 exons. The record is from RefSeq and is a predicted model, not a curated record. Bases 302 to 10318 code for a protein of 3338 amino acids.